Dimorphilus gyrociliatus is the source of this 2790-nucleotide messenger RNA. NCBI's taxonomy places the organism in Eukaryota, Metazoa, Annelida, Polychaeta, Dinophilidae. The record is from the annotation of a GenBank genome assembly.
GGGAACGUUAUGAUUGAUUUUUAAAAGAAAAACCUGAUUUCUAUAUCCUAACUGUAUAUCAUUAAAAUUGCUUUUUUUCCCUUUAUUUUCCUCUUAAACACUUUCUCUUCUUUAGAAUAAAUCAAAUAUGUUUGAUAAGGAAUAUUAAGUUUUUUUCUACUGUUUAAAGAAACAAAUUAACAUAUUCGGUAUAGACUGCAAUUUAAAAAAUAUAUGUAUUAAUUGAAUAAUCAACUACGUGAAUUCUUUCGUUUUCAAGCAGCUGUUGAAAAAUCGAUAUUAGCAUCGAGUCGAUACGUUUUUGCAAUUGCACGAUCCGCGUUCAAAAUGGCUUGUAUAGUUUUAUCAAUUUGAGAGGUAUGAUUUUUUUAAAAGCUAAUCCUUGUUUUUCGAGUAAUAACUAGAGUAUAUUUACAAUUACUUUUAGAGUCAAAUAUGGAGAAAACAACAUUCUUUGAUUACAAACCGAAAAUCUUGAAUGAUGACUUGACCGAAAAUCUUGAGGAUUAUGUUUAUAAGAGAACGAGCAACUCAGAUUCCGAUUUUCAAGAGGAACCUAGGGAAGGAGAUGCAGAAAAUAGUAAAAUUCUUUUAGAUUUGGAUAAGGAGUUGGAAAAAAAUCUUUCAACAUCUAAAAAUGUGUUGUUUGGCGAUGUCUAUGUUCGUAAUUAUAGUGUCGAUGACGACGAAAGAGUAGACGAUAGCUUUAAUUCGUAUUUUGAAUCGCGAAAUCUACCUGAAAUUAAGGUUGUUGACGUUGAUUCAAAUGAUCAGUUUACGCUCGGCCACUCGAGCACUGUAAAAUACGAUGAUUUACUCAUCGAUAUUGAUAAUUCUUCUCAUAACGACGACAACAUAAGGAAAUUUGACGAGGCGGAUCUCUUCCAGGAUCAAGAGACUUCUUCAGAAAAAUACAGCGAUAUCCUCUUUCCAGGGCAUUCUGCAAUAUAUAAAGAAGAUGAAAAUGAUAACGCUGGAAUUGAAUCAACUCUAUUGAACAACUUUAGAGACAAUACACAGUUUACAGAGCAGCCAGAGCCCGAUUUUGCCGGUUUUUUUGACAGAGAAGAAAACUUAUCAGAAGUAAAUAAUCAAUUUUCUAAUAAUGAUUUUUUCUCGAAUUCAUCAGAUAUUCAAUCAAAAUAUUCAGAAGAAAAAAUUGACCAUUUGUCUCGAUAUGAUAAUAAUCCAUUCCGUAUAAAUUCAAAUGAAACUGCCAAAGAAAAUGAAGCCUUAGCCGUAUCAAGAAGUUUAGAGAAUCUCGCUGAACAUUCCGUGGACGAUAAAACUUUAUUUAACGAAACUACAGACAAUUUUGAACAAAUUCAAAAUAUUACUCAAUAUUUUAAUAAUAGUAAUAGUAAUAGUAAUAAUAACAACAAUAAUACUAAAAGUACUACUGCUGGUACUGUUUUGGAUAAUUUCUCAGCUAAUUCCAAUGUUACAGAACCAAUUGUUGACAAUAUAAAACAAAAUGACGAACAUAAAGACAACCUACCUACUGAAGAAGCAAUGGAAGAGGAUAAUAAAAACUAUGACAUAUUUGACGAUUUACUAGAGAGAACAAGAAAUUCUAUAAAAUUAAUAAAAGAGCCUAUAGUUUAUGGUAAUAGUUCGUCAACUACAUCAACCGCAUCAGUAGGAAAAUUACUAUUUUCACCAAAGUUUUCCCAAAAUUCUGAUAUCUCUAUAGAUAAUGUUAAUGAUAAAUUUACUACCGAAAUUAAAUUUUCUAUGUCAGCGCCAUCUGAUGCAACGCCGAGAAAUAAAAGCCAGCUGUUAACAGAGGAUACGAAGGAGAAUGACCUAUUCGAUUCAACAUUGGAAAAUAUCAAUAAAAUAACCUCAAUAGAGGAUAAAGAAACCAUCAUCAGGACAUCUGAAUUUCAAAAUGGCCGAGAACAGUACUUACAACGUAGUUUACGGUCGGCAAUGCUACAUAAUAAUAAAAUCGAUGAGGAACAGAACGAUAGGGAAAAAAAUAAUGAAUCUUUAGAUAGGAAGCUAUCGCUUGACUUGAAAGCUAAUACAGAUCAAAUUCAAAAAGGAAUCUCGGCUCUAUUCAAUAUAAAAAAUGACGAGACGCCAAGUCCAAUUUCUCCAACAGAUCAAGAAUCCCCAUUCCCAUUGAACAAUCCUUUCGAAUCAUUUAAAAAUGACAAUACAAAGCCUUUCGAUACAAAUUCAUCUGAUGUUUUCAGUCAACAAGCUCUAAACACAUCUAAAGAUUGGGAUGAAAAGGAGGAAGAAAUUAUUGAUGGCUAUGAUCAUGUUAAAGCAGUAGAAGUCGCACCGCCUUUACCUUUAUCAGAACCACCUAACCGCAAGACGGCGCCAACAGAGGAGAUAAGAGAUCAUAUCGCAGAUUUCGAAAUGGAUCCGGUGACUGGACUCCGUCGAAUUGACCUGCAAGAUGACCCAGUCGCUAAAGCCCAAUUAUUCGUUGAAGGGGCUCUUUCACCAUCUUAUAAAAUACGAAAGAGAAGCGGUGAUAAACCAUCAGAUGAAAAUAUUGAAUUUCAAAAACAAAGAGAAUCUAUAAUGGACGAAAUGAGGGUCAGAAAAAAAAUAUUCAAUACAGAAUUCUUAAAGGAAGAUAUUGAAGAUGAAGUUUUCGAUAAUAAAGUAAAAGAAAGUGAAAGAAAGUAUUGGCAAAAGAAGAAGGACGACGAAGGAAAGAAGAAAAAUUCCUUACCAAAUAUAUUUCGAUCAAUUAAUUCAUCAAUUGGUAAGUCGAUUAUUUAUUUUCUUUUUAAAAAAACAUCCGAAUUAUUGCGUAACUCGAAAUGA